This is a messenger RNA of Setaria italica (foxtail millet), 1368 nucleotides long. RefSeq names its product WAT1-related protein At3g45870. The transcript has 6 exons. Lineage: Eukaryota; Viridiplantae; Streptophyta; Magnoliopsida; Poales; Poaceae. The record is from RefSeq and is a predicted model, not a curated record. Gene Ontology annotation, cellular component: plasma membrane. Gene Ontology annotation, molecular function: transmembrane transporter activity. Bases 29 to 1189 code for a protein of 386 amino acids.
ACUAAAUUCAAGACGACGACCGGCGGCGAUGGCGCCCGGGGAGCGGGAUGGCGGGGGAAGGCGGGCGCACGCGGCCAUGGUGGGCUCGCAGCUCAUCAACGCCGGUUACCACGUGGUGGCGAAGGUGGCGCUCAACGUCGGCGUCAACCGCGUCGUCUUCUGCGUCUUCCGCGACCUCCUCGCCCUCGCCGUCCUCGCGCCCCUCGCCUUCUUCCAACACCGCGGCUCGCACGCCAAGGCGCGGCCACCUAUUACCUGGAGGCUCCUGGUCUCCUUCUUCGUCCUCGGGCUCACAGGCAUCUUUGCCAACCAGCUGCUGUUCUUGCUUGGCCUCAGCUACACCAACCCCACCUACGCCGCCGCCAUUCAGCCGUCCAUUCCUGUCUUCACCUUCAUCUUAGCCGUCAUCAUGGGGACUGAAACUGUGAGCUUGAUCUCGAUUGAGGGCCGCGCCAAGAUUGGUGGCACAGUAGUCUGCGUGCUUGGUGCUGUCCUCAUGGUGCUCUACAGAGGACCGGCGCUAUUUGGUAGCGACGAGCUCGAGCUUGAUAGUCACGGUGUCAUGCCUGCUAUGUCACAGCUUGAGCCAGCCUGGUCAUUUGGGCUGCAAAAGUGGCAUAUUGGAGUGCUGUGCUUGAUAGGGAACUGUCUCUGUAUGGCUAUUUAUUUGGCUUUGCAGGCCCCUAUUUUGGUGAGGUAUCCUUCGAGUUUGUCACUGACAGCAUACUCAUACUUUUUUGGAGUUAUACUGAUGGUCGUUUCUGGAGCUUUUGCAACAAAUGAUAAAGAUGACUGGUCUUUGACCCAAUCAGAGUUUGCUGCUGUUGUAUAUGCUGGUGUUAUUUCGUCUGCUCUUAACACUUUCCUAUUAACAUGGUCCAACAAACUCCUGGGCCCUGCUAUGGUGGCCCUGUACAUCCCUCUUCAACCAGUUCUCUCUGCUUUACUGUCGAUGCUUUUCCUGGGAAGCCAAAUUUACCUGGGAAGUAUUUUCGGCGGGUUUCUUAUCAUCUCUGGUUUAUAUCUUGUCACCUGGGCCCGACAUAGGGAAAAGCUAACCGGCAUUGGACCAUCUUAUACCAAAUGCACAUUGGAGCCACAUGACAGUGAUUCUCAAGCUGCAAGGAGUGGAAACUUGGUCUCCGAGUCCUUCAUAUCUCUUUCUAGGCCAUGGAAUGUACCAUCUUGAGAAGUUGGUGGUCUGAGUCUAAUCUAUCCCGCAUCUUCUUCCUUUUGGUACCCCUCUUACUGAGAAUAGUAGAUACAGAAACAUGCAUUACAAUGAGUGAAUUGUUGAAGAAUAUUUGUAGGGUUGUCUAAACAAUUGUCUGUCCUCGGUUGCAAGCUCAAAAGAGAUUUAACAAGUUA